Molecule: messenger RNA, 1154 nt
Organism: Trichoplusia ni (cabbage looper)
Lineage: Eukaryota; Metazoa; Arthropoda; Insecta; Lepidoptera; Noctuidae
Product: CD63 antigen-like
Exons: 5
Coding region: 284-1012 (242 amino acids)
Cellular component (GO): membrane
Source: RefSeq, a predicted model, not a curated record
UCCACGCGAAGCUAUUGUGUCCGCUCUGUUCCAAAAAAAUAUAUCAAAAUAUAGAGUGUAAAAUUAGGUGUAUUAAAAAGUGAAUGACGGAGAUUUAAAUAAGAGUAUAUUAUUAUCGUGCAUGAGAGCAAACGUUCGCCUUCGAUGAGAUAAAUGCGCUUGUUUUCCUUAUCAAGAUUAAUACCUACCUACAGUGAUAAAAAUAUCUGUUGCCAGUUAAAUCUACAACGGUGGAAGUUGUCACGCGAGCGCCCGUGGAGCGUCACGAAUAUAUUAUAGCAAAAUGUGGUCCAAACUGUUUACAACUGUGAAAUAUAUAUUAGUGACAGUCAAUUUUCUUUUUCUGAUCACUGGUAUUAUAAUUCUGUCGGUCGGUGGGUCAGUCCAGUCCGCUUACAAUGGAUACCACCCGUUCCUAUCGGACAGAUUUUUCUCUCUGCCAGCCUUCUGCAUCGCGACUGGUGUUAUUAUAUUCCUGAUAUCAUUCUUCGGGUUCUAUGGAGCCUUCAUGGAGAAUUACAUGAUGAACAUGGUGUUUGCCGGAGCUAUGGUCCUGAUCUUCAUCUUCCAGCUGUCCGCCUGUAUAGCUGGGUAUGCUCUAAGGGGUAACACCGUGGCGUUGGUUCAGAAACAGCUGACCUCCACCAUGGUGCUGUACGGACCUGACAAGAGCAUCGAAAUCACCAAGCUUUGGGAUCAAGUGCAAGAAGAUUUUGAAUGUUGUGGUGUGGUGAAUGCCAGCGAAUGGCUGCAACCCCUCAACACGGAGACUUCCAAGGGUUUGCCUGUCAGCUGCUGCAGCCACGUGUACGGAACCGUGACUACCUUCAACUGCACCGUGACUACAGCUUACCCCACUGGCUGUGCAGAGUCCUUCGGCAACUGGGUUAGGAAACACGCUUCUGGGAUCGGCGUCGCUGGUAUCUUCUUAGUUUUAAUGCAGGGUUUGGCGGUGGCCGGAGCCUUAUGGAUGGCAAAAAUAUCCAGAGACGAGCGUGGUGCUUAUCCUUAAGACACAAUUUAUUCCUAAUUUAAAAUAAUUCUUGUAAGCUGUGGUAUGUGCAAUAUACGAGAUUUUGAGAGAACAAAAUAAGAUAUUAAAAUCGUAUUUAUUAUUUUAUUCUUUAAACUUUUAUGUACGCAUUUAUAGAAAU